GUCGGUUCCCAUUUCCCGUUAGGCAUCCGAUGGGCUUGGGGAUCGUCUGCCGACUGCCAUAAUCGAGCGAUCACUGAGUUCCGAUCGAGUAGCGAUUGAAUACGCCGGUCAGUUUGUUAAGCGAAGCGAUCAAGUGCGCGUGCCAACCGGAGGAGACACCCAACGCCCCAUAUAGCAAAAACUUUUCAAGAUCACUGCUCCGACUCACCUGGCUCCUUCUUUCUCCACUCCAGUCUGCUCUUUACUCUCUCCUUUAUUGUGUCUUCGUAUACUGCUUUCGGGGCUUGUGUGAAUCAUAAACAUAACCAUAACUCAGAAACCCCGGUGGAGUUAAGCGAAAAACGUUUUUGACGUUCAGUUGCCGGCUAUACGCGACUCACGUCGGAGGUCUUCCCUCCUCGCAGUCUGAAAACCAACAAAAAAAUCCCCUAAACUUCCUGUCCGCGAUAAAACUGUGUGCACAAAAAGUAAAUAAAUUAUAUCAUAUAAAAAUAAAUAAUAAAAAAUAUAUGAAACCAUGCAAAUUUUUGACGACUUCUGCAAAAGCCUCAACAAGGAAUUGCAACGAGCGAAUUUUGGCUUCUCAUACAAUCGCGUUCAUUUGUUCUAUAGAUCACAGUGGCAAAAAGAUGAAACCAACAUAAUAUACCUAUUAUACCGAUGGAUAUGGGCCCUGUUUUUUCUAGCGGUAUACAUUACCUGCAUAAUCGUCCAGUUCUGCGAUGGCAAAUUCUUUAUCUACAUGACAAACUGGGGAUUCGGCCUUUGUACCAUAACGAUGCUGAUUUCAGCCGUGCAAGUCACUUGCUGGCAUUAUGAUUUAAAAAACACUCGAAGUCGUGUACAGGAGUCCGGAAAUAAAGCCAAAACUACCAGAGGACUGAAGAUGUAUUGGUGGCUCUACAAUAUGACACUUUCAUUAGCCCUAAUUAUUUCAACGGUUUACUGGGUGUUCCUCCAUGGAAAGAUGAACAAACCAACUCGUUUUCCUACCAUAAGCAUCAUAACCCAUGGACUGAAUUCCCUGAUGAUGCUGAUCGAUUUUCUGGUCGUUGCAUUUCCGCUCAGGAUAUUGCAUAUGAUCUACGGGAUGAGUCUGGCUAUAUUUUUCUUCAUUUUCACCCUCAUAUACCAUUUAUGUGGCGGCACAGAUGAAUUCGGCAAUCAUUAUGUGUAUCCCAUUCUGGAUUGGAAUAAUCCCCAACGAUGCCUGGUGACAUUUGUGGGCAUCUUCAUUCUGAUUAUCUGCUACUGGCUACUGCUUUUUGGACUGUACAAGCUGAAGAGGAUGUUCAAUAGGGCCUUCAGUGUGGUUUGGACUCCUCAUGCUGUGGGUCUGAUAUAAGGGAUAGAAUUAGAGAGACAUGCAUAUUCAUCUCAUUAGACAUCAUUCAUAUAUUGCAUUAUUAGAGUUAUGUGAGACACUUUUAAAUUCCAUCCUGCAUUCAAGCAAUCACACACGCAUGCAUUUAUUUAUGUCUAGCGUUUUGUUAAGUUUUAAUCUUCUGGUUCCUUAAAGUUGAAUUGGCUUAGUUAGGUUAAUAAACAAACAAAGAUUUUGUUGGACAAAUAUGAAUUCAUUAUAGUAAAUAUGAAAUUAGUUAGAAGACCCGCAACGCGAUAUUUUUAGAUUAUGUGGGAUGCAUUGUAAGCAUUAUGGAAGUUAAUAAAAAAUACUAAGUAAAAAAAUGUAUAAGGCUGAAAAUGUUUUCUAUCAAUUAUUUAUUUUUUAAGUUAAU
Drosophila ananassae is the source of this 1739-nucleotide messenger RNA. Its product is annotated as protein rolling stone. Gene Ontology annotation, cellular component: membrane. The record is from RefSeq and is a predicted model, not a curated record. Bases 518 to 1345 code for a protein of 275 amino acids. NCBI's taxonomy places the organism in Eukaryota, Metazoa, Arthropoda, Insecta, Diptera, Drosophilidae. The transcript has 4 exons.